This is a messenger RNA of Vespa crabro (European hornet), 1201 nucleotides long. RefSeq names its product putative small proline-rich protein 5. The transcript is spliced from 2 exons. NCBI's taxonomy places the organism in Eukaryota, Metazoa, Arthropoda, Insecta, Hymenoptera, Vespidae. Bases 693 to 1085 code for a protein of 130 amino acids. The record is from RefSeq and is a predicted model, not a curated record.
CCUGCGGACAAUCCAGCGUUCAAUUUCAACUGACGUACACAUGUGACAGGUAAACGAAUAGAUAUCGAUAUAUAAACGAAAAGUUUUUAUCGAUGCAUUUCUUCUUUCUUUAACCUUUCAAUUUAUACAAUUUGGACAAAAAGUCGUGUACGAUUUUUUCUGGUUAUACAGAUCGACUUAUGCGCCCUGUUAUCGUCCAACUAUACCAAAUUGUUAUCUUUGUCCAAAACCAAUUCGAAAGACGUGUUGCUGUCUAAAGUGGUACGACUGUUGUGGAAAUCCAAUUUUCAAAAAUUGUUCCUAAAAGCGGAAUAUAAUUUUUCAUCCAAGUUAAUAAAGAAAAAAGCGACAUCGUUUUAAUAUAAAAAUUCACGGAAGAAUGAGUGGAAAAAGCAGGAUUUACGGACACUUAUCUGAAGUAUGUAAUUUUAUCUCGAAAUAGUCGAAUGCAAAAAAAGGAGGAAAAAAAAAAAAGAAGAAGGGAAAGACAAAGGCAAGCAGACACAUAUAGACGACAAGGACGAAGCAUCAGUUUAUCAAAGAACUUUUUUCAAAAUGUAGCCAGUAAUUAAUACUCGUCCAGGUUUCUCAUGGGUUUUUCUUUCUCCGUCAUAAAAGCUUGAUCGUAAAUCUGGGAGGAAGUUUCAACAAGGAUAUUUCCUUUAGCUCCGUAGUAUUGUAUAAGAAGAAAAAUGUCUUGUCAGAGUAGCUGUGGAGAGGCAAGGCGUACGAGCACUUUACCCCCGCCGUGCUGUCAUAUAAGACCAGCGCCGUUUUGCUGUCCAAAGGAUGGUUGUCCACCGAUGCAGCAGUGUCCACCUAAGCGAUGCUGUCCUCCUCCUCCCACGUGCUUGCCAUUAAUCUGCAGAGAACGGCCCUGUCCUCCACCACCGCCACCGACCGUAUGCGUAGCGGGACCAUGUCCGAUACGACCCUGUCGAGUAAAAUACGAAUGUCCGAGACCUAAAAUAGAACCACCACCGUCUUGCGUUCGAUUCUGCAUACGUUGCACGUGCGAGGGAUCAACUUAUGCUCCUUGCUACUUCUCAAGCCUGCCGAUGUGUCCGCGUAUCGAUUGCUGUUAACGGGUUACGUUGGUGCAUCGUUUGCGAUUUUAUCAAAACAUAUAAAUUCGACUUACAUAGGGAGUAUUCCUAUAGAGUUUCAUUUUGAUGUAGUGCAAUAAGAGAAAUUCGAUUAA